AAACCAUCUUCGUGAUUUAAUUACAAUUUAUCUUCCCCUUCCUGUGUCCCAGGUUUAUCCAGGAGAUCGAGUUGGCCAUGGAGCUGGGCCCAGCCAAGCAGUGCCCUCUGAGGGAGUUCCUCACCAUGUACAUCAAGAACAUCUUCCUCAACCAGGUCCUGGCCGAGAUCAACAAGGAGAUUGAAGGUGUCACCAAGGCCUCGGAUCCCCUGAAGAUCCUGGCCAACGCUGACACCAUGAAGAUCCUGGGAGUGCAGAGGCCUCUGCUGCAGAGCACGGUGAUCGUGGAGAAGACUGUGCAGGACCUGAUGGACCUCAUGCACGACCUGAGCGCCUACUCAGACCAGUUCCUCAACAUGGUGUGUGUGAAGCUGCAGGAGUACAAGGACACCUGCACCCUGGCCUACAGGAGCAUCGUGCAGUCGGAUGAGAAGCUGGUGAUCAGCGCCUCGUGGGCCAAGGACGAUGACAUCAGCAGGCUCCUGAAAUCCCUGCCCAACUGGAGCAACAUGGCUCAGCCCAAGCAGCUGAGGCCCAAGAGAGAGGAGGAGGAGGAUUUCAUCAGGGCUGCCUUUGGCAAGGAAUCCGAAGUCCUGAUCGGGAAUUUGGGAGACAAGCUGAUCCCUCAGCAGGAGAUCCUGCGGGACGUCAGCGACCUCAAAGCCUUGGCCAACCUGCACGAGAGCCUGGAGUGGCUGGCAGGACGCACCAAGGCAGCUUUCUCCAGCCUCUCAGCAGCCCAGACCACAUCCCCAGGCCAGGACAGCCACACCAGCCUGGAGCACCUUCCUGCCUCCGAGCAGAUCCUGCAGAGCCUGAGCGAGCUGGCCAGGUCCUUCCAGGAGAUGGCUGACCGCUGCCUGCUGGUGCUGCACCUGGAAGUCAGGGUUCACUGUUUCCACUACCUGAUCCCUCUGGCCAAGCAAGGGAACUAUGCCAUCGUGGCCAACGUGGAGAGCAUGGACUACGACCCGCUGGUGGUGCGGCUCAACAAGGACAUCAGCGCCAUCGAGGAGGCCAUGAGUGCCAGCCUGCAGCAGCACAAGUUCCAGUACAUCUUUGAAGGCUUGGGCCACCUCAUCUCCUGCAUCCUCAUCAACGGCGCGCACUACUUCAAGCGCAUCAGCGAGUCGGGCAUCAAGAAGAUGUGCAGGAACAUCUUCAUCCUGCAGCAGAACCUCACCAACAUCACCAUGUCCCGCGAGGCCGACCUGGACUUCGCCAGGCAGUAUUACGAGAUGCUCUACAACACAGCCGACGAGCUGCUGAACCUGGUGGUGGACCAGGGCGUGAAGUACACGGAGCUGGAGUACAUCUACGCCCUGAACCUGCUGCACCGCAGCCAGACGGGCGUGGGGGACCAGACCACGCAGAACAUGAGGCUGCAGCGCCUCAAGGAGAUCAUCUGCGAGCAGGCUGCCAUCAAACAGGCCACCAAGGACAAGAAGAUCACCACCGUGUGACCCCCUCUGCCGCCCACGUCGCCCGCGGCUGGCGGGUGGCGCCUCCAAGUUUUUUUUUUUUUGUUGGUUUUGUUCUGUUUUAAUCAAAGAAAAAGUGGGAAUCUUCUGGGUGUUGUGGUGAGGAGGGAAAUGCCAUUCGAGAUGUGGGGUUGGGGUGGUUUUGGUGGGUAUCCGUGUAAUGCUUCUUCAAUGUUCUCCCAAAAGUGAUUCCACAGCAGGAACCCCAGUGGGGUUUGGGGUGGGAUACUCAGCUUUGCUCUGUUGCUGCUGCUUUGCCUUGAGAUGUAAAGGGAGCUGUGGGGUGGGAAAAGGGAGAAUUGGGUCUUGGAAGUUCAGACCACACUAAAUAAUCAGUACCCUGCCAGUCAAUCCCAGACCUGUUGAUCACAAGUGGGAUCGUGAUGGUUUGGAGAUCUUUUUUGGAGCCUGCUCAGCUCUGCUAGUGCUUUCUCCAGGUUGUUCCCACAUGAAGUUUCCUGCUGUUUCCACUGCUAAAAGAUGGGAUUGUUUAUCCCUUCAGGUGGUGAUCAGCCAGUUCUGCACGUGGGAGGUAACACGGGAGCAUUUGUUUCCACUUCUCCUCUUUCAUUAUCCCGGAGCCAUCUGGCGCUCCUGCAGCGCCGGGUGGAUGCAGGAGAAAAUUGCCAAUAUAAAAUAACAAAAAAAGCUUCCUUCUCCUGUCCUGAAUGUUAUCUUUGAGUCCCUCCAGCUCCAGAGAUAUUUUGUGGCUGUACUUGAUGCACUGGAAGGACAGGCAGAGUUGUGUAGCUCAGCACCAAUGAUCAGCAAAGGCAGGAGGGCACCAAAUCCGGGGUCUGAGGCACACCCAGGGCACCAACUCUGCCCUGCCUUGACCCUCUAAAUUCACUUGGCAAAAGGUUUCUUAUUCCUCCAAAAUCAGAAUCCACUGCAUUUGUAAUUGCCAGGAAAAGUGGGGACCCAGCUGGGUUUCCUGUGCUGAGAAAGGUUCUCUCUGAGCUGUAGGUGCUUUGUGUGUCAACCUUGAAAUUGCAGAAUUAAAGGAUGUUUAAAAUCCC
Motacilla alba alba is the source of this 2500-nucleotide messenger RNA. Its product is annotated as exocyst complex component 4. The record is from RefSeq and is a predicted model, not a curated record. Gene Ontology annotation, cellular component: synapse; exocyst; growth cone membrane. The transcript is spliced from 8 exons. Bases 78 to 1463 code for a protein of 461 amino acids. NCBI's taxonomy places the organism in Eukaryota, Metazoa, Chordata, Aves, Passeriformes, Motacillidae. Gene Ontology annotation, biological process: chemical synaptic transmission; exocytosis; Golgi to plasma membrane transport.